Molecule: messenger RNA, 1254 nt
Organism: Lodderomyces pseudojiufengensis
Lineage: Eukaryota; Fungi; Ascomycota; Pichiomycetes; Serinales; Debaryomycetaceae
Exons: 1
Coding region: 1-1254 (417 amino acids)
Source: RefSeq, a predicted model, not a curated record
AUGUCUCAAGAUUAUGAUUCUGAUCCAAGUGAAAGAUUCUUACAAGAUGAAUUAAUGGAUUCAAUUAAUAAUGGACUGAAGAAUGGAGCAUUUCCAAAUAUUACUCAACCUAAUGACUCAAAACGUCAAGUUAAAUUAAUAUUAGAUCAAACUGCCUUUGUUAGAGGAAUAGGGAAUAUCAAAAGAUGGUUCAAUGAUGAUUACAUAAAUAGUAAUUUCAACAAAAAUUCAGAACCUAUCUUAUUGGAAUUACAUAUCCCUUCCUAUACUUUACAUGAGUUUGAAUUUGUUAAAAAGGGGACAUCUAUUAGUGCAACUAAUGCAAGAGAAGCCAUUAAAUUUAUUGAUAAUCACUUGGAAAAUUACAACUAUCAAUACAAUACUCCGAACAACCAUGAUAAUCAUCAUGAUGAAAAAAAGAUUACUUAUAAUGUAAAUUUAGAAACUCCAAAUGAUAGUACACCUUCUUGGAAUUCCUGCCUUAAGUACAAAGUCUAUUCACCAAAGAUUAAAGAUUUCCCAAAUUACAAAACAAGAUUUGAUUCAAGUUUAUUAAGACAAUUACCAUCUCAACAAGAUGAUGCAUACGAAAAUGAUCAUCAUAAAUAUAAAUCAAAAUCGGAAAGAAAAAAUUCAUUUCAUGAUGAUAAAUUUCAAAUUCAUUAUGAAAAUUCUCCAUCUUAUCAAAAUGCUUUAGAACAUUCCGAUUCUUAUGCAGAAAUGCCACCAAGAUUAAAAUAUUUAUUGAGAACUUGUAUUUAUAAAAGAUUUUUAGAAAAACCAUCAAGUAAUCAUCAAAAACCUUGGAAAUCUAUUGAAGAAUGGAAAUUAGUUACAGAAGAUUCAAUCACUAAAAUUUGGGCUCAAUCUUUUGGAAUUGAUUGUGUUAAUGUGAAUGAGGCAGAAUUAUUAAUUUUUCAAAAUUAUGAUGUAAAUUCUUUCAAAAUCUAUAAUCCAUUUGCUUUAAAUGAUGAUGAUUUUGAAUUUAAUAAUGUUUUACAAAGUAAAAUUGAUACAACUGAAUUAUAUCAAUAUCAAAAAAUGGAUCAAACUCCACCGAAGAUUCAUCAUAAAAGUAAUACUUAUAGAGGUAGAAGAAAGCAAAGUAAUAAAGCUCCAAAGACUUACAUAUCAACUGAAGGAGCAGUGCAUGAAGAACCAGAUUAUACUUCUGCUAAUGGAUUCAUCAAAAAGGAGAAAUUUCAAGCUAUAAAUUAUGCACCUAGAGGACAUGGUCAAUUAUGGAGACCAUAA